UUUACAUACUCCCAAAGACAAAAUAGCAACCAAAUGAAUGCGCGUUUGUUUUUGUUCUUCAAAUCACAUUUUCUUGCGGUUUGGUCGUUUGGUACGUUUGUACGCAGAUUCGUGCCAUGCGUCGGGAUUUGAGCAUUGGUGAGCAGCGGCUUCUUGAAUUAUUCCUCUGCGAGUAUCGUCUCUAAAUCUAGUUUUUGUGAGAGUGCAGCGAGAAUGUGUGGAAUAGGGCUCUGCGUCAAGAUUGGUUGUGCAUCCCCUUCAGAAGAGUCAGCGGCUUACUUGAGUGCCGAGACGGUGCAGCUGCUGAAACGUAGGGGUCCGGACGGCUGCGCAGCGGAAGAGGUAAAGCUCGAGGGAGAUGCAACGCUCAUCUUCCUCGCCAGCGUGCUGGGCCUGAGGGGCCGCAAGCUUACCCCUCAGCCGGUCAGGGACGAGCCGGGAAACGUGCUGGUCUGGAACGGCGAGGUCUUCGGAGGACUCGGGGUGUCGGAGAGAGAGUGUGACACCACGUUCCUGCUGGAUGCACUGUCAAAGUGUUCGAGUGAGUCGGAGCUUCUUAACACCAUCUCGAGGAUCAAGGGACCGUGGGCACUGGUGUACCUCAAGAGGAACGAACAGCAGCUGUGGUUUGGGCGAGACGCGUUUGGUCGUCGUAGCCUCCUCUUCAAUGUCGAAGGCUCCAGACUACGCAUUGUGUCCUGCGCUUCCUGCAGGCAGCAUGAGACGUGGACAGAACUUCCGGCCAACGGUGUCUACUGCCUCGACCUGCGAGACAGCAGCCGUCAUCGGCACCUCGCCGUGCGCUUUUUCCCGUGGAGCCGGUUUCCGUCGGGCGAGCUCUUCGACCCCGGCGUGUGGCAGCCCACUGCGCUGGGGGAAUCGCUCGCCUGCCCCCUGGAUGCGGGCAUCCCAAACCCCCUCAACCGGGAGCUUGCCGAGAGGCUACAUCCGCUACCCGCCGUUGGACGGACUUUCUUCCAGAAGGUGCUGGACGAUCGGCGGGAGUUUGCAGACGCUGUGGCAGGCCUGGACAGGGUGCUAUGCGAGGCUGUGCGGUGCCGCCUGACCAACCGGCAGAUGGUGUGCCGGGAGUGCAUCCUCAGGCACCGGCACGGCUCGGGCGGCUCUCAGGGCUGCGGUCACGCCACCCUGGCCGUCCUCUUCUCGGGGGGACUGGACUCCAUGGUCAUCGCUGCACUCUGUGCUAGGCUGCUGCCCCAGAGUUGCCCGAUCGACUUGCUCAACGUGGCCUUCCAGCACCAGGUGCACAUGAUUGACAGCCGCAGCAAGACCAAGAGCUGGGCCACUUCGUACGAAGCCCCGGACCGCCUGAGUGCCAGGCUGGGGCUCGACGAGCUCAGGAGGGCCUUUCCCCAGCGUAGGUGGAACCUAGUCGAGGUCAACGUUGACAAGCAAGAACUUCAAUCUGAACGCACCAGGCACAUACGCAAGCUCAUUCAUCCCCUGGAUAGCGUGCUCGACGACAGCCUGGGCUGUGCUCUGUGGUUUGCAGCCCGUGGAAGGGGAACAGUUGCUCAUGAGAAUGCGCCGGACGUCGCCUACGAAUCUCCAGCGAGGGUGGUCCUUCUGGGCAUGGGAGCGGACGAACAGCUGGGUGGUUACUCCAGGCACGUGGUCAAGUACAAAAAUUUUGGCUGGCAAGGCCUCGUAGACGAGAUCUCCAUGGAACUCGACAGGAUAGCAACGCGCAACAUGGGACGGGACGAUCGGAUUGUGUCCGACCACGGGAGGGAGCCUCGCUUCCCUUUUCUAGACAAGAAUGUCGUCAACUACCUCAACCAGAUUCCUAUUUGGAUGAAAGUGAACCCCGACCUCCCAAGAGGCGUAGGAGAUAAGCUGCUCCUGCGGCUGCUGGCCUUCCAACUGGGCCUGGAAGAGGCGGCCUCUCGGCCCAAGAGGGCCAUGCAGUUCGGGUCGAGGAUCGUCCACGCCGAGGAAGACCGCGGCAAGGGCUCCGACGUCUGCCGGAAGCUUCAGCAGCUGGACCUGGGAUCUGUUCCAGAGAGUGAGCUAGCCUUCUGCUAGUCCUGAGAGCAGGUUCCAGAUACUUAGGUGUACAAAAAUUCUCCAAUCUAAAAUUGUGGCCCACGGACCCUAGUUGGCCUCAUUCCCGCAUCAAAUAAAAUACUCCAUGACCAUCUUUUUCUUUCCUCUCUAAAUCUAGAUUAGGUAUAUGCUCAAAUGCAAAUGUUUUCUCUUGCACUUUUGAGUGUGCGAGCUGCGAUUUGACUGGCCUAUGUCUCAGGCUCGACAUGUGCAAACUCGGAUUGAUUCCACAUUUGGUUCUCUCAUGAAUUAGGCACUAAGGAGACAGCCCAAAAGAUAUUUUAGUAGUGUAAAUAAAGUGUGCCGUCAUCCUCGAAGGAGUUCUAUUUUAUCCACCGCGAAAUGAAUGCCAUAAACUUGCAGUUUGUUAAAACUGUCUGUGUAAAAUUACUUGCUGUUCUGACUUACCUUGUUUGUGAAAUUCCAUAAUGUAGACGCUUUCUACCAAAGCAUUUACCUAAUGUAUGGCCAUUGGCGAUGCGAAUAUAGUGCAAAGCAUAUACUGACCCCAGAAUGGCACCUCAAUUUGAAUUUGCCACCGCACUGCUGUGUUGUCAGCUUCAAUGGAAGUUCGAACUGCUAUCAGGAAUUUCGAAUAUAAGAAUCAUUUACUGAGUGGUACUAAAAAAGAUAAAAAGCCUGAUUAAAAAAAAAAAAAAAAGAAUAAAA
Molecule: messenger RNA, 2736 nt
Organism: Ixodes scapularis (black-legged tick)
Lineage: Eukaryota; Metazoa; Arthropoda; Arachnida; Ixodida; Ixodidae
Product: asparagine synthetase domain-containing protein 1
Exons: 15
Coding region: 214-2046 (610 amino acids)
Molecular function (GO): asparagine synthase (glutamine-hydrolyzing) activity
Source: RefSeq, a predicted model, not a curated record